ACUCAGGCAUGCACACAAUUUCAUGCGGACACUGGAGGACUAUAAUUUUUUCAGUCCCACUAAAUUCUGUCCGUUCGAAUCCGCCUGUUCGGUAAAAGCGUAAAGUCAUGCUGAUGUCUCUUGGUUUACAGCUAUUUCCAACAGCCUAAAAAAAAGUUGAGGACUGUUAUUUUAAUUAAGCCGUCAUUUCACUGCGCAUAUUUUCACGUCCAUUUUCACAGGAGGAUAUAUAUCCGCAUCCAGUGUGAAAAACUGACAGAAGCUCCUCAUACGGAAAGCAGCGGUUUGGACUUGUGUCUCGAGGCUUUAGUCGCGUGAGGCUCUUUCGCACCUGCCAACGAAAUGUCCGAUGCCGCUGCAAGUUCUGGUGCCCCAGGGGGCCCUGAGGGUGAGGGGGGUGCACCUGCCGCACCUCCUAACCUCAGCAGCAACCGUCGUCUGCAACAGACACAGGCCCAAGUGGAUGAGGUGGUGGAUAUCAUGCGUGUGAAUGUGGACAAGGUUCUAGAGAGAGAUCAGAAGCUUUCAGAGCUCGAUGACCGGGCAGAUGCGCUGCAGGCCGGAGCAUCACAGUUCGAGAGCAGUGCUGCCAAACUGAAAAACAAGUACUGGUGGAAGAAUGCUAAGAUGAUGAUCAUUAUGGGCAUUAUUGGAGUCAUCAUGGUGGGCGUUGUUUUCAUGUACUUCUACUAUUGAGCCUCUCUGGGGACACACAAGGACAGGAGACUCUGGCAGCAGAGCCCAAGCUUUGUGUGAACUCCACCCCUCUUUUCUCCCCACCAAUGCCUUUCAUUUAAUCCUCAGUGUGUGUGUGUGUGCAGUCAUUGACGCAAUGCCUCUCCCUCCCUUUGUCUGUCACUGCAUUUCUUUGUACCUCUCUUGAGUGCUUUUGCAACAGUGCCCGAGCUUUCUCAAAAUCCUUCAGUUUGGAAUAUCUAUGAUGUUAGAUUUGAGAAUGUCUUAGUCUUUUUUGGGCCUAAAAUGAGUGAUGCAAAAAUAUAGAUUUGUAAUGUUUUUAGUCCAAAUUAACCCAUGAUUAACUAAAGAGAAAAAAAUGAAACACAAAGAAUAUUAACAGGAUAUUUCUCCAAAAAAAACAAAAAAGCUACAUCAAUUCUGUCAUCAUUGUUCACUCUCGUGUGGUUCCAAUCUUGUUUUACUUUCUUAAUUUCAUGGAACACAAAAGGCUGAAUGUUAGGGACUGACAGCCGCAGUAAUCAUUCACUUUCACUGCAUCAUUUUUCCAUAAAAUGAAAGUGAAUGAUGAAUGAGGCUAACGUUCUAGCUAACAUCUUUUGUGUUGAAGAGACAAAAGUCAUAUGAGUUUGGAACAACAUAAGGGUGAGUAAAUUAUGACAUUUUUAGGUAUACUAUCCUUUAAAGUUUAUGUUUAGAUAUUGGUCAAGUAACGCAUUUAUGCACAGAUGCCAAAGCAUACCACAUUACUCGUAAAUGAGCAUUGUGGUUCUAUUGUUACAGUGUCUAGGGUUAACAAAUUUCAACUGCAAUAAUAGACAUUCAAGAAAGAGUAAUAUUUUCUUUCUCUUGUUGCGUUCAAAGAUGAGCUUAGUUUCUAGACCUUUCCCAUAUACGUUCCUAUGAACCUGAAAAAACUACAUUAUUUUAGACAGCGGUAGAGACCAGUCACCAGGGUUGGAACUGGUAAUCUGGCAUACCGGGCAUUUUCCCAGUGAGCCUAUGCCCUUUUGGGCCGAUCAGGGGUGGAAUGGCCAUUGGGAGAACCGAGUGGGCCGGUGGCUCGGUCACGAAACGUGCCGAAUGGGCCGUGAUGAGCUGCCGCGUUAUGAAGAAUGGACCCCCAACCAACAGUUCAACAGUUGGGCCAGUUGCCAUUUAAAAUCCCGGGCCGAUUUCUCUUCCCAGUCCAGCCCUGCCAGUCACCAUAAGUAUUAAAUACCUUCGAGUGACAGUGCAAAUCUAGCAUCAGUCAUUUCCUUCCAUAUCAUGAUGAAAAACAUUACAUGGAUGGGAGACUUGUACCAUUCAUUUAGUUUCAGGGUUUAAAGCAUGUUUUAAAAAAUCCAGAUGUUUAGGGAGAAGAUUUGAUGAUGUUUUUGUACUUAGAGGCUGCAGUCGACAUAGAGGAGGGGAAUAUCUGAUCAUAGAUUGGCACUCUCGUUCUUUGAUGCAUUGUUAAAUGGAUAGUUCACCCAAAAUUGAUAAUUCUCUCAUCAUUUACUCACACUUUUGUCGUCUCAAACUCAUAUGACUUCCUUCUGCUGAUACUUUAAUGGAGAUAUGUCUGUUGUAUAUACAAAAAAUGUUAAAGCUCCAAAAACGUCAUAAAGGCAGAACAAAUGUAAUCCAUAAGACUUCAGUAGUUUAAUCCAUGUCUUCUGAAGAAAUCCGAUCUGCUUUGAGUGAGAACAGAGCAAAAUGUAACUCCUUUUUCACUGUAUCUUACCAUUGCAGUCUCUAGGCACGAUCAUGAUUUCAAGCUCGAUUACACUUCCUCGAAGCUUGUGGAGAACACUAGAUGGUACUAGGAAGUGUAAUCGAGCUUGAAAUCAUGAUGGCCAAGGAGAAUGUUGAUGUCAAGGUUUAUAGUGGAAAAGGAGUUAUAUUUUGGUCUGUUCUAACCCAAAGUCGAUUAGAUAGUUUUAGAUUAAGAGUCUCAUGGAUUACCUUUAUUAUGCCUUUAUGUCCUUUUUGGAACUUGAAAAUUUGGUCACCAUUUCCUUGCAUCAUAUGGACAAACAGUCAUCAUAUCUCCAUUAAAAUAUCUUUGUUUGCAUUCCAUAUGAGGAAAAGUCAUACAAGUUUGAGACUGCAUAAGGGUAAAUAAAUAAGAUAAUUAUCAUUUUUGGGUGAACUAAUCCUGUAAUGUCAGCCAAAAGAUCAGUGGAAUCAUGGAGGGAAAACUAGGAUUGAAAUAAAUUCAUAAAUAUAACCGUUAUAUAAUAUCAAGAUUGCAAUGUAUGGUGUAAAAAUGAAUAUACAUUUAAAUGUUAAAGCAGUAGCCACAAUUAAAUGAGUUAAUAAGGCUACUUUGUUUUAAAAUUUGUUUUUUGCUUUAUUUGUAAUGUCCUCACUGUUUUUCCAUGAUGCUUAUUGUAACGUUGUGGUCACACAAAAUACAAUUUUAUACGUUGUGGAUUUAUGCAAUGACAAAUUAAAUAUUUUGUUAUAUUAGUUAGCUUAUAAAUGAACUAAUGUUUAAGUGAUAGUGUUGCAGUUGCUGUAUACACAAUGUAAAACGUAAUGAACUUGAAGGGGGAAAUGGGUAUAAUUAAUGGUAAAAUUUUAAGUUAUCCUGAGUGUAUUAAAGACUUGCACCUACUGACUUCACCGGCACCAUGAAAUGUCUUUGGAAAGACAAAUGGAAAUGUGACUAAAUGUAUUUGUAAAUAUUUAGGAUUAUUAUGGGAGCAGAUUCCUAAUCAGCACUGGAGACAACGUUCAGGGAUGAACCUCUGCAUGUGUUUGUUAAAUAUACAUUAAAUGGGCACCUUAACCAACAUUGUUCUAGUGAAUAUAAGUUUGACAGAUGAGAAAUGUUAGUUUUAGCAUUUUUUGAGUAUUAAGGACAUAUUGUCCAUCACCUAAUAUAAAAAAUGUUCUAUUGAUAUGUAUUCCACAUGGAAUUUAAUGCAAGAUCAUCAAUAUGUGUAUCAGAUCCCAUAGAUUAAGCAUUCAUUCAAAUUGCAAACCUAAUGCAGGGCAGUGAGUGUCAUUUACCCCAAUAAAUUCCAGAGUACAGUGAUUUAUGCAACCUAUUCAUUUGUAAAUAUGUGCUGCAGAGAUGCAUAAAAUAACAGAUCCUGUCCCUGAGCAUUUGAAGCCAAGCUGCUAACUUCUGUGGUUCAUUUAAAGCAUGUCUGCUUGCCCACCAUGUGCUGAUUCUAAUAAAGUAUUAAUGCUG
Messenger RNA from Xyrauchen texanus (razorback sucker), 3883 nucleotides. RefSeq names its product vesicle-associated membrane protein 2-like. Lineage: Eukaryota; Metazoa; Chordata; Actinopteri; Cypriniformes; Catostomidae. Gene Ontology annotation, molecular function: syntaxin binding; SNAP receptor activity. Gene Ontology annotation, cellular component: plasma membrane; SNARE complex. The coding region runs from base 343 to 696 and encodes 117 amino acids. The record is from RefSeq and is a predicted model, not a curated record. Gene Ontology annotation, biological process: vesicle fusion; SNARE complex assembly; vesicle-mediated transport. The transcript is spliced from 6 exons.